Messenger RNA from Macrobrachium nipponense, 2952 nucleotides. Its product is annotated as WD repeat-containing protein 87-like. The transcript is spliced from 3 exons. The coding region runs from base 1 to 2952 and encodes 983 amino acids. The record is from RefSeq and is a predicted model, not a curated record. NCBI's taxonomy places the organism in Eukaryota, Metazoa, Arthropoda, Malacostraca, Decapoda, Palaemonidae.
AUGAAUUCUGCGAGCGCCGGAUUCGGCGAUUGGUGCGCACUGCCGCUGUUAGCAGUGUUUAUACUCUUUAUUUUGUUUACCGGAUGCGAUUUCUUCUCCUUCACUGGAAGGAGAAACAUUGUAAAUAACUUGGUUGGAGCGAAGGAAUCAAACAAAGAGGCAAUCCAGAACGUGAGAGCUGAACUUAAGGAUAAAAUUGAAAUUCUCGAAUACGAAAAUGACCGACUGAAGAAAGUGGUCCUGUGUCAGAUUGAAGCGACGGAUCAACGGAACAGCGAGAUCGAAUCGCUGAUUGAUAUAAUCGAAGGGAUACUACCUAACGGUACGGAUUCACGAGAAGAAGAAAAGGAUGACACCAUUCGGGAGGAAGGCAAAGGUGCCAGUCCGAAAUGUGAUGCUCGACUCGAGGAGCGUCUCCGCCACUUGAUCCUCGAGAUGAGCAGCGAGAUGGUGGCACUCCGAAUGGAUAUGCAGAAAGUGAAUCAAGAUUUCAACGAAAUGUCAAAUCUGGCGAUUACGAGGGCACACCAGAUCGACGAAAAAGCCAACGAGAUUAGCGAGCUGAACGGGGAAGUUCUCCAAAGACAGAACUAUAUUGAGGAGCUAGUCGAAGAAAUCCACAGGAAGGACGAGAGACACCGAGAAAUGGAAAACCAGCUCGUGACAGCUAAUGAGAAAAUAGUUGCUUUGCAACGCGAGCUCUUGAACCAGGAAAAUAAAACAGAGUUGCUGGAAAAGGGGCCAGCAGAGAAAGAUAACAAAAUCGAAUCUCUGACGUGUAAGGUGCACAGGGCUGUGGAUGGAAAGGUGGAGACUUCACAGGAACUGGAAAAACUGAGAGGAGAAAUGGCUACAACAAAUAUCAAAAUAGACAGACUUCAGGAGGAAAACUGCCUCAAAGAGCAACGUAUCUCGGAGGUAGAAAGACGACUGGAACAACUGGCAAGCCAAUUCGAGGAGAGGGAUGCAGCAGCAGCAGAGACGCUGAAGAUGGAGGGACAGGAAGAGAGACUUAGAAAAGAGAGGCACUCGCAAGGAAUAGAAUUGUGUGAGAUCAGUCCCCCAUUCCACCAAAGUCUCCUCGAACCGGAUUUGGUAAUCGAGUUAGGAAGACUUAAGGAACAACUGAGCAAGGACAAGGAAAGGAGAGUUAAUUUCACGCGUAUGGGAGGACACGAAGAAAUACUGGCGAACGAAGACCUCGGGCAAUUGCAGAGGUCUGAGGCAAUAGAUAGUUUAAGUACCAUCCUAGAAUGCCUCCACAGCAAAGACUUAGAAAAGGUUCUAGGGUCAACGGACGUGGAUAUGCAGAGUUUAAGUGAAGCGAUUGGUCACCUGUUGAAACUGCUGACCCAAGAGAAAAGUAAGGAUAGGGCAGCUGCCACGCAAAUGGUUGCUGACCUUCAGUUACAAAAGAGGCUACUUGGGUUCACGAAGGGUGACAUGACAAUGAAAGCACAUCUGGAUACUCACAUCCACGUCCUUAAAAGAGCACGAGGAAAAGAUAUUCAAAUCCAGAUGGAUAAGAUUCUGGAAUGUAAGUGCCAAUCAAAACCUGCUGCUGAGGACGUCAAUAUUCCAAAGAACAGCGUCCAAUCGUCAGCUACCCAGGAGGAAGAAGUCCUCCUUGAUCCAAAAUAUGCUAUAGAUGAGCUUAUUUCCACUCAGGCGGAGGUCCUAGCCACCAAAGAAGAAACCUCCAGUAUUGCAAAUGAAGUCCUGGGAACAACCGAAACAGUUACCUCUUCAGAGGACUUUAUAUUUGUCCAUGAGGGAUUCGUGCUUAGGGAGGAAGAGAUGCUCAUUCGCUCAGAAUGCAUACCCCUAACAGGGGAGCCUUUCAUUAUUCCAGAACACCUUGGUCCCACUGCCCAGUCUGCCCCAGUUGUUCCAGAAGACCUCUGUCUCACUCCCCAGGCUACACCGAUUGUUCCAGAAGACCUCUGUCCCACUCCGCAGGCUGGACCAAUUGUUCCAGAAAACCUCUGUCCCACUACCCAAGUUGGCUCAGUUGUUCCAAAAGAUCUCUGUCUCAUUCCUGAGGCUGCCCCAAUUGUUCAAGAGAAUCUACUCAUGACAAAAGAAAGGGAUGCCUUCCAGAUAGAGGGAGCAUCCUUCAGUGGGGUUGAACAAGCAAUCCGUAAUGAAAGAGAGGCCCUUAAUAUGGAGAGGUUGGCCCAUAUUAGGGAGAAGGAAGCCUUUGCUGCAGAAAGAGAAGCCUUCAACAAAAACAAAGAAAAACUUGAUGAGUACAAGGAUGCCUUACAAAGAGAGAUGGCAACUUUCUACAGAGAAAAGGAAGAAUUUGAUAGGGAGAAAGAGGAAAACAAAAAACAAUUAGAAAGUUUCACUAAAAAAUUAGAAAAUAUUGCAUGCCACUGGCAAGAUAAAAAAGAAAUACUGGAUAAACAAGAAGAGGAACUCUUACAAGAAAUCACAAUCUUCGAAGAAAAGAAAAAAGAGUUUAUUCAAGAGAGAGAAGAAUUUCAAAAGGAAAAGGAAGCUAUUUACGAAAAGGAACAGGUGACAAUUGAGUGUAUGGAGAGGCUAGAGAAAACAAUAGUGGAAAUGCAGGAAAGGAGAUAUUUGAAUUGGAACGUGACAGGCGAGAGGGAAGUCCAGAUGGAGCAAAAGAUUAAGGAACUUGAAGAGAUCAUUGAACAACUACACGUGAAGCUCAAGCUGAAGGCUGGGAAAAGGCCCGCGGUUGGGGGGCCGCUGGUCCUCUCUGGCCCAAAAAGAGGAAAUAGAAUGCAUAGGAAGGAAGACGUGGACGGAAUCCUCAGAAGCCGAAGGCUGGGGAAAGGCCGGCGGUUGGGGGGUCGCUGGUCCUCUCUGCCCCUAAAAGAGGACAUGGAAUGCAUAAGAAGGAAGACGUGGACGGAAUCCUCAAAAGCUGACGGCUGGGGAAAGGCCUGCGGUUGGGAGGCCGCUGGUUCUCUCUGGCCAUAA